CCGUGGCAUCAGACUGCAUUCAUCUUUCGUUUAUUUGGCACACUGAGAUCCUAUUGGAAUUGAAGAUAACCUGAAAACCAUGAAACUGUUCGUUGGAGCUCUUGCCCUUUUGGUGACCCUUGCCAGCGCUGCACCGCCUCUAAAUCAGAAGGAUGCUGAAAGUCAAAUCGUAAGCCAGAACUCAGAUAUCCAACCGGAUGGAAGCUUCAAUUAUGCCUUCGAGACGGGAAAUGGAAUCAAAGUUGAAGACCAAGGUACCAUUCGGCAAGUAAAAGUCCCUAAAACAGAUGCAACAGGUCGAGCUAUCGGUGAAGAUGUGAUCCCCGUAUCGGUUCAGACGGGAUCGUUCCAGUAUACAGCUCCUGAUGGACAAAUUAUAACGAUCAAAUAUAUUGCCGAUGAAAAUGGCUUCCAACCGCAGGGAGCUCAUCUUCCAGUAGCGCCAGUCGCGUAGGAUGACUCUAUUUAAUGCACUUCAACAGUGCUGUAAAUAAUCGUAAAUAAAUGUAUGUUUAGUAUGGCCGAUGUA
This is a messenger RNA of Aedes aegypti (yellow fever mosquito), 529 nucleotides long. RefSeq names its product cuticle protein CP14.6. Lineage: Eukaryota; Metazoa; Arthropoda; Insecta; Diptera; Culicidae. The transcript is spliced from 3 exons. The record is from RefSeq and is a predicted model, not a curated record. The coding region runs from base 80 to 454 and encodes 124 amino acids. Gene Ontology annotation, cellular component: chitin-based extracellular matrix. Gene Ontology annotation, molecular function: structural constituent of chitin-based larval cuticle.